Didymodactylos carnosus is the source of this 2550-nucleotide messenger RNA. Lineage: Eukaryota; Metazoa; Rotifera; Eurotatoria; Philodinida; Philodinidae. The record is from the annotation of a GenBank genome assembly.
AUGGGGGCCGGUAGGUGCGAAGGAGAUAGUGCACUAUCUGACGAAAUUGAGACAAUUCUUACUCAAUCUAUGUCUCCAGCACACACAGAACGUAUUCGUGUUAAACCGCUUCCUGUUUCUGACUCUAAGUCAAUAAAUUCUAUUCAUUUAAGCCAGCAUUCAUCACAUCAUUAUAGUCAGCAGAGUCUUCGUUCUGGCUACAGACCACAAUCAACCGUACCAGUAGACGUUCUGACAGCUGUAAUUGCUGAUAAUCAGGCUAAUCAACGCGAAAUGCUUCAGGCUGUAAUGACGUUAGCAAAACAAGUGGCUUCUACUCCACCACCAGCCUCUUCCCAACCGGUUUUGACACCAUUAGUUUCUUCUCCACCAAGUACUCCUCCCAUUUUAAGUGCGUCAGCUGUUGUCCCCUUGGUAGAUUCAGAAAAUGAAGAAGUACGACUGUUGAAAAGUCAGUCAGAACAACAAAAACAACGUUUACAUGAACAAGAAUUAGUAAAUAAAAUUACGAAAGAAAUGUAUGAGCGACAGUUGCAAGGAGCUCGUUCUAUGAUCGACAGCCGUCUUUCUGUCGAUAUCGCUGAUAAACCGAGUCGAGAUUGUACAACACAAACUCCUCCAUUAGCUGAAUUUUCAAAUAUUCCUCCUGCCACUGAUAUGAUCGUAAAACCAGAACCAAUCCGAGUUCAGAGUGUCGUUUUGUCUCCAAAAAUAUCACCACCAAAAGGAGAAAGAGUUAGUUUUCAGGCAGCAACAGUUUCGAGUCCCAAUACAUUAAUUUCAGCCGCAGCGUCUCUUGUCAUAACUGCACCCGACUCAACAAAUAAAUUUUCUGGUAAGACUAAUGAGGCUCCUGUUCGUUUCUUGCAUGACUAUCGUCAGCAAGCGCUGAGUAUGUUUAAAUGGACAGAAAGUCAAAUGUUAGAUUCAGUCGGACAAUGGUUAAGUGGUGGAGCAGCUGAAUGGUUUUCAUUACUGAAGCAAUCAAAUGAUUUUCCACAGACAUGGGAUGAAUUUAAAAAGAUUUUUCUUUCGAGAUUCCGUUCGCCUGAAAGAGUUGAAACAUUGAAACUUGAGCGUAAGAAUUGUAUGCAACGAGAAGGAGAGUCAGUAGUAGAUUUCUAUCAACGUUAUCGUAGUUUAAAUAUCGAAAUUGAUCCUUUAACUUCUUCAGAAAAGAUGACAAAAGGUUUUCUUAGAAAAAUAAAUGCCGACAUUGAAAUUCGAAUGGCGAGUAAUGUCGAAGGUACGUUAGAAGAUGUUGUGCGUCGUGCCGAAGCCGCCGAAUUAGCUAUUCUUCAUCGGAAACAACAAGAGCGUCGAGCCAAUAGAGGGAAAUCCCCAGCACCAGCUGUUGUCGCGCCGCUAACAACGUCAGCCGAAAAUGCUUCUUCUUCUGUUCCCAUGUUAGCUAAACAUUUUGAAUAUAUGGCUAGUACGACCGUUGAACAUAAAAAUGCAUCUUUUCCACCAUCAGCAGAUCCGCUCGCUAAACAAAAUCUGUCUGAUAAGGCAAAUAAAAAUUCGAAUUCAUAUUCUCGCCGAUCAUCACGUCUUUAUUCAAACCGUCCAUGUCAAUGGUGUGGGCAAACGGGUCAUCAACCCAAUUUAAAUGAUUCACCCGCAACGAAUAAACUAUCUCCAUCAUCCGAAUUCGUAUUACCGUUUUCUUCGUCAAUUAGUGAUAAGGAUUCAGGACAAAUUUCUUCUAGUAGUGAUUCUAGAACUUCCUUAUCCAGUUGUCAGGAUGAAGUAAGAGUAGAAAGUUGUGUGACAGAUUCAGAGAAGUUGUGUGAAGAAGGACAGAAGUAUCUUCAACAGAAAUGCUUUGGCCGAAAUAAACGGCAUGCAAAAAGAAGAAAGUCUGGCAGUUUCGUAGUCAAUAUCAAUCAGGUAGGUAUUGAUCAGCCAUCAUCUCCUUCAUGUAAAGAACAACAAACCUAUCAAUUAGCACGUGGUUCCGUCGUUGCAAAAGGUAAGUUGAAUCAAGUUGAAGGUAUGUUUACAAUUGAUACGGGAGCUGGUAUGACGCUUGUAAGUCACCAUUACUGGAAGCUGAUCGGAAGAAGUGAGCAGAUAAGACCCUAUUCCGGCCCAGCUAUUGUUGGUGCGGAAGGUAGUUCCGUAGAACCAUUAGGAAUUAUAGACGCUGUUAUCACACUAGCAGAUCACGCGAUAAGUUUUCCCGUUGUUCUUGCGCGUAAGUUUAAUCAACCACUUUUGAUUAGCAAUGAUUUCAUGAAUUCUGCAGGAAUAGUGUUAGAUAUCAAAGGCAGUAGUCUUUGGCGUCGCGAUUGUCCGACAAGGAAGUUUCGGCUUUCUACUGAUCUCCUUCAGGCAGGAAAAUUAUCUAUUCCGGUUUAUGCCGCUAGACGUUUGAAAUUGUCACCUUAUAGCAAGGCCUAUAUUCCCGUUAGUUUGUCACAGGAUUAUGCAUCAUCAGAGUGGGAAGCAAGUUCAUCAGGUCUGCUUGGGCAUUUGGGUUUAGUGACAGCUAAUAGUCUAGUGACUGUAAAUAAUUUAAGUACAUCCGUCCUAUUACUAAUUUGA